AAUCCAAUUGGCAAUUGUUGAUUGGAAAACUAGAUGAAGUGCAGACAAGGAACUGAACUGAAGUUAAGUUUUCUCCAUUAAAUUAAAAUAUCCCCCACAAUUGAACGACUCCCCGACCACCGGAAUCAACCGCCGCAAAAUCUCUGCCCAAAGCAGAGUAGCGCCAAGGACGCAAGCGCACAGUCAUCGGCCAUAUCUCCGAUCUAUCAAACGCCAAGGGUGUUCCAACAGAAAUACUCACACGACUUCACAAUCGAUACUUCUGGCUCUUAUCUGACACGCCUUCAUUUCUUUGCUUUCUCUUCCCCAGUAAUUUCCCAUUGCUCGCUCAAUGUUUCGGUUCCUGGGUUCAGGGGAGUACUCGGAAAAAAUGCACAGCACGAGUGAUCUUUCAUACCAUCAAAUCUGCUAACACCAAGGCAAUCCAUCACAUCAAGGCUAACUAAGGCAGUUGAAGCUUCCGCCAUUCAGGCCUCGGCUUCCACCCAAUUGCAGGGCUCUUGAAUUUGCAUAAUUUCUUGAUUCAAAUGUGAUGCCACUUGUGCAUGUGAGAAGCUUAAGCAAUUGAAAGGUUAUAAGAUGGAAAGUCCCCGCUCUGUCAAUAGUCCUAGAAGAAUUCUGAGUCUGUCAAAACAGCGUGUAUCCUUUCAAGAUUCAGAUGACAAAACUGGGUUUGGGUUGUCUGGCGAGCAUGGACCAAAGCCUUCAGAAGUUUAUGGUUUUGUGGGAUCCAUAACAGUUGUUGUUGCUUCAGUUAUCUUCUUGAUAUGGGCGUAUGUUCCUGAGCAUUGGCUACAUUCUAUUGGGAUCACAUACUAUCCUAGCAGAUAUUGGGCUCUGGCUGUGCCAACGUAUGUUAUGGUGACCAUUGUCUUAGGACUGGGAUUCUACAUUGGCCUCAACUUCAUGUCAACACCUUCCCCUGCAUCUUUGAACACAAUCUAUGAGAUCCCUCUUGUAUUAAUUGCUCUGGAGAGGGAGACGACAAGCCCAUUGAGCCCAUUUCAGAUAUUGAUAUCUGCAGAAUCAACGAUAUCAUGUUCAGAGAUACAACCUCGUAAUCCUUGGGGCAUACUUGUCUUUGACGCUAUGGUGGAUUUUACCUCAAGCCAGGGGUGCCGCUGAUUUGGCUUGUUGCAUCUGAUGGUUUCAGUGGUUAGACAUGAAGAUUAAGCUUCUCCAUCUUUAGGACAGAUUGGUUUUGAACCUGCUAUUAGAAUCUUUCUAUUGCUCGAAUCUUGUAAUUUCUGUUACAAGCUAGUCUUGAGCAUUGAGAAUAACCAUUCCGUAUUCAUACCCAAGGAUUGCAGGUGUCUGGGCUCCUAGGAAGUCAUAAGAACCGAGGGAUUGUUUUGAUUAACACAUGUAAAAGUGACUUAUUUCAAUUGACUUUUACAAAUUGAAGUUGAGCGAAAAAUCAAUAAGUGUAAUGUAAUGUAUAAAAAUCAGUUUCAGAUGGCUUAAAUAAUUCCUAUGUAUUUGGAUGUUCAUCUCACUACACAACUAAUUGGAAAAUUAUUUAUUACUUACGUGAUUA
Neltuma alba is the source of this 1537-nucleotide messenger RNA. RefSeq names its product phosphatidylinositol N-acetylglucosaminyltransferase subunit P-like. The transcript is spliced from 5 exons. Lineage: Eukaryota; Viridiplantae; Streptophyta; Magnoliopsida; Fabales; Fabaceae. The record is from RefSeq and is a predicted model, not a curated record. Bases 580 to 1125 code for a protein of 181 amino acids.